Messenger RNA from Symbiodinium natans, 1119 nucleotides. Lineage: Eukaryota; Dinophyceae; Suessiales; Symbiodiniaceae. The record is from the annotation of a GenBank genome assembly.
AUGCCUUCGGAUCCUAUGCCAGACAGCGCGGAUGGCCCAGAAGGUACAGAGGCUUCCGAUGAGGAGUUCGCUGAAGCGAGUCCAGGCCUUGCUGGUCUGGAGAGGACCAUGCACUCCGUGGCUGUCUUCAGCGAGUGCAGCUACGAGUUUGUAGAGGCCAUCAUGCUGCACGUCCGGAAGAUUUUGCUUCAUUCUGGCAAGGUCUUAGUGACGGAAGACGCAGAUGCACCCAAGUCCAUGUACGUGGUUCUUUGGGGCACGCUGGACGUUUAUCGGAUGGACGAAAAGAUAGGCAGCGUGUCCAAUGGACAGGUGCUUGGAGAAGGGCUGCUGGUCGGGAUCUUCGACAGGUCGGAAUAUUUCAGUUCGCUGGUCGCCGCCUGCUUGCACUUCCUCCCGACAGGCGGUUUGCUCAGGCCUGUUGUGGCUGUUCACUACCGAAGGACUACUUUAGCCUUCGGCAAGAGGACACGUGGCUACAUGUGUGAAUGGACCCAGCAGAACGAGAUGCGCCUGGCACUGCGGCGUCCCGUGGCCCUCCGCCAAGUCAGCGAGGCUGGAGCGGCUUCUCUGGUUUGGCUCUUGAGUCCAGGGGAGCGACUUCUGCUGGAGGAAGAUGCUUUAUUUCUCGUUCUCUCUUGCCGAUGGGAGCAGAGGAUCUCUUGGCCGCGCUUGAAGCAGGCCACAAGGGCAUUCGUAGAGAUGGCGAAAGACGACGAUGGGUAUGGUUUGGUCAGGCACCUCUACUUCGCGGGCGACGUCAUCCACACAGAAGGUCAGGAGGAUCCCCCUUUGGCCUUCCUUUUUGAUGGCGACGUCUCCGUCGAGGUGGUCGGCCGCACGGUUCGGCGUGAGGAGGCAUCGUUGGGUUUUAAGGGCUUCAGGGUGAAGGGCGAGACGACGGGACGGGGCUCGACAGUCGUGACGGAGAGCGAGGCGAACGCGUCCCCUGCUCCACCGGUCCGGCGUUCUUCACUUACUGGUCGGAAGCUGUCUGUGGCCCGGCGGCCGUCGGUGGACGAAGGUGGGGAGCAGGGUUGUCAUGACCAGGAUCUCCCUGCGCUGUCAUGGGCCCUCCGAAGCAGAUGCAGUUUCGAAAGCAUGGCUUGUCACGAAUAG